Armigeres subalbatus is the source of this 1383-nucleotide messenger RNA. Its product is annotated as formylglycine-generating enzyme. The transcript has a single exon. The coding region runs from base 184 to 1254 and encodes 356 amino acids. Lineage: Eukaryota; Metazoa; Arthropoda; Insecta; Diptera; Culicidae. The record is from RefSeq and is a predicted model, not a curated record. Gene Ontology annotation, cellular component: endoplasmic reticulum.
GGUGUUGGUUUGCGUGGGAGAGCUAUCAGAUUCGUCAAAUCGUCGUUUGAAUCUUUGUUUACAAAAGCAGAUAAGUCGUUUUGAAAAUUUUGUCAGUUACUGUUCUGGUUUUGUUGUAUACAAAUUUGCUUGUUCGUAAUUAUUUUUUUGUAAUACCAAAUAUUCUACAUUUAAUUUUGUACUAUGUGUGACUCACUGCGGUUCUGCAGCAUUGGAAUGAAGGGACAAUUAAUUCUUAUAUUGGUCUUGUGCUCUGCGAGCUCAGUCGUUUCCGAUUGUGGUUGCAACAAACUGAAGCGAACCAUACCAGACGAUCAGAAACCAUCAGACAUCGUAAUCUUCCCCGAUAAAAAGCACCAUAAGAACCAUCAUAACGACGACGAUUUGUUGGACCUGAUAAGGCAUACGAAAAUAAUCGAGGGAAUGAGUUUGAUCCCAGGAGGGAAAUAUUUCAUAGGAACCAACGAACCAUUUUUCAUCAGCGAUCACGAGGGACCGGAAAAGGAGAUAGAAAUUAAAGCAUUUUAUCUGGAUCGAUACGAGGUUUCAAAUCUAGAAUUCGAAGAGUUUGUUAAGAAAACGGAAUACAUAACAGACGCGGAACAAUUCGGAGAUAGUUUUGUCUUCCAAACGUUUCUGAAUGCGAAAGUUCGAGAGAAGUACAAGGACUACAGAGUGGCUGCUGCAUUGUGGUGGUACAAAAUAACCGGAGCAAGUUGGCGUUAUCCGGAGGGUGACAAAAAAAGAGGAAUCGAGACCAGAAUGAACCAUCCGGUGGUUCACGUGUCUUGGAAUGAUGCUGUGGCUUACUGUAAAUGGCUGGGAAAGCGACUGCCAACCGAGGCCGAGUGGGAAGUGGCUUGUCGAGGCGGACGCCGAGGGAAAUUAUUCCCGUGGGGGAAUAAACUGAUGCCGAAAAACGAACAUUACAUGAAUAUCUGGCAAGGGGAAUUUCCAGAUGGAAAUAAAGUGGACGAUGACUGUGAGGGAACUUGCCCUGUAGAUAAGUUCAAACAGAACAACUAUGAUUUGUACAACAUGGUUGGAAACGUGUGGGAAUGGACGGCCGAUUUGUGGGACGGGAAGGAAAAUGUUAAACCACCAAAUAGGGUUAAGAAAGGCGGGUCGUAUCUAUGUCACGAGUCAUACUGCUACAGGUACAGGUGUGCAGCUAGAUCGCAGAAUACAGAGGACAGUUCAGCGGGAAAUCUUGGCUUCCGAUGUGCUGCGGAUAUCGAAGACGACCUCCAGUAGAACUCAUGUUAAGUCAAAUCAUCAAAGGAAAAGAAAAGAAUCUCGCUACCAGCUAUAAUAUAAUGACAUGUCGUAGGAACAUGUAGAGGACAGUUCUUUUCCGUUCCAAAUACAUAAAUCUCCAACAUA